Molecule: messenger RNA, 1611 nt
Organism: Candida dubliniensis CD36
Lineage: Eukaryota; Fungi; Ascomycota; Pichiomycetes; Serinales; Debaryomycetaceae
Gene: CHT2
Product: GPI-linked chitinase CHT2
Exons: 1
Coding region: 1-1611 (536 amino acids)
Biological process (GO): carbohydrate metabolic process
Cellular component (GO): extracellular region
Molecular function (GO): chitinase activity
Source: RefSeq, a predicted model, not a curated record
AUGUUGUCUAUUAAAACAUUAUUAGCUGCAGCAGUUGUAGCAUCAUCUGCUUUUGCCAGUGCUUCCAACCAAGUUGCUCUUUACUGGGGCCAAAACGGUGCUGGUGGUCAAGAAAGAUUGGCUCAAUACUGUCAAGAAACUGACGUCGACAUUGUUUUAUUGUCAUUCUUGAAUUUGUUUCCAGAUCCAUUGAAUGUCAAUUUUGCCAACCAAUGUGGUAACACUUUUGAGUCUGGGUUGUUGCACUGUUCUCAAAUCGGUGCUGACAUCAAAACUUGUCAAUCUUUAGGUAAAACCGUGUUAUUAUCUUUAGGUGGUGGUGUUGGUGAUUAUGGUUUUAAUGAUGUCGCCUCUGCCACCAAAUUCGCUGACACCUUGUGGAACAAAUUCGGUGCCGGUCAAGAUGCAGAAAGACCAUUUGAUGAUGCCAUUGUUGAUGGUUUCGAUUUCGACAUUGAACACGGUAGUACUACUGGAUACCCAGAAUUGGCCACUGCCUUAAGAAGCAAGUUUGCUCAAGACACUUCUAAAAACUAUUUCUUAUCUGCUGCUCCACAAUGUCCAUACCCUGAUGCUUCUCUUGGUGAUUUGUUAUCCAAAGUCCCACUUGAUUUUGCAUUCAUUCAAUUCUACAACAACUAUUGUUCAGUUGAUGGUCAAUUCAAUUACGAUACUUGGUCCAAAUUCGCUGACUCUGCUCCAAACAAAAACAUCAAAUUAUUUGUCGGUGUUCCUGCUACCGGUAACGUUGCUGGCUACGUUGAUGCUAAUAAAUUAUCCACAACUAUUGAAGAAAUCAAAUGUGACCCACACUUUGCUGGUGUUUCCCUUUGGGAUGCAUCUGGUGCUUGGUUGAAUACCGACGAUCAAGGUAAUAACUUUGUUGUCCAAGUCAAGAAUGUUUUGAACCAAAAUACUUGUGUUGCCCCAACUACUUCUGCCACUACCACUUCAACUGCUGCCAUUACCACAAAAUCUGAUGAGAUUGUUACUUCAUCUUCAUCUUCUUCCUCAAUUUUCUAUGGUAACUCAACCACUGAAUCUUCAUCUGGCAUUGCUUCUGGUACUGUUCUUCCAACUGGUUCAGGUUCAGGAUCUUCUAACACUAAACUGUAUGAACUUGCCAUUUCCACUGUCACUGAUGUCCAAAAAACUGUUGUCACCAUUACCUCAUGUUCUGCACACAAAUGUGUUGCCACCCCAGUUACUACUGGUGUUGUUGUUGUCACUGACAUCGAUACCGUUUACACCACCUAUUGUCCUUUGACUAAUAGUCAAGUGUAUGUUCCAGUUAAAACUGUCAUUUGCAGUGAAGAAAAAUGUGUUGCUAACCCAACAUCAACUGCUUUAAAACCAAAAGCCAGUACCAGCACUCAAGGUGUUAAAAAGAUUGUAACCACCUCCGCCCAAACUGUUGGUUCCAGUACCCAAUACGUCACCAUUGACAUCACUUCUACCAUUACCCCUGUUCCAUUACCAACAUCUGUUACUUCUAAUGGUACUAAUGGCACUGUUCCAGUAUUCACUUUUGAAGGUGGUGCUGCAGUUGCCAACUCUUUGAAUAGUGUCUGGUUUACUGUUCCAUUCUUAUUAGCUGCCUUUGCUUUCUAA